Trichomycterus rosablanca is the source of this 982-nucleotide messenger RNA. RefSeq names its product complement component 1, q subcomponent, A chain (gene c1qa). The coding region runs from base 118 to 864 and encodes 248 amino acids. The transcript is spliced from 3 exons. Gene Ontology annotation, molecular function: protein binding. The record is from RefSeq and is a predicted model, not a curated record. Lineage: Eukaryota; Metazoa; Chordata; Actinopteri; Siluriformes; Trichomycteridae.
AACAAAUAACCGUUUUGGCCUCUGACUACAUGCUCUCUUUGUCAUUCCAAAUGAAGAGAGAAGAAGUCUGAAACUGUCUUUACAGAGAUACUGGUGACUCUGUUCAGAUUAGUCAGGAUGCAGCUGUCGGCCCGUCUGUCUGGAGUUGUCUGGGUGGCUCUGUUUUUUCCCUGUAGUCUUUGCCAGGAUACUUGCAGGCUGCAGGAUGGAAAACCAGGGGAGCCUGGAGUACCUGGGAGGGAUGGCUGGCAUGGGCAAAAGGGGGAGAAAGGAGAACCAGGUUUGCAGGUGGAGCUAAGUAAGGAGGUGCUGAUUGGUUUUAAAGGAGAUAGGGGUGAUUCUGGUCCUGUAGGACCGCCUGGUCUAGAAGGCUUCUCUGGUGAAAUCGGUCCACCAGGUCCAGCCGGCCCUCCUGGUUCUUCCGGUUCUCCAGGCAGCCUAUCUGGCAGAUCCCUGGAUGCAAGCAAGGCAGCUUUCUCCGUAGUGCGCACCACCAGCGAUCGGCCCAAAUACAACACGCCAAUCACGUUCAAUAAAAUUCUGACUAAUGUAAACCAGGAUUUCGACCCUCAUAAAGGUUAUUUCACGUGCAAAAUUCCCGGCGUGUACUACUUUGUGUUCCAUUCUGUCUCUGACGGCGACCUGUGUCUAAGACUGUGCAGUGACAAGUCUGCUGUGAAACUGCAUUUCUGUGACUUUAACCAGAGCAAAGCGUCUCAGGUUUUGUCUGGUGGUGUCGUUUUUGAGCUCGCUAAAGGAAACAGGGUGUGGAUUGAACCUUUCCAAAAUUCUGUGGGCGGCACUGAGAAGAACCAAAUGGCAGGUGUCAAUGUGUUCAAUGGAUUUCUGCUCUUUGCUAAGUAAUUACCUUAAAAAAAUCCAUUAUUUUAUUGUUGUGUAACAUGAGCGGUUUCUGUAAUACUGAUUUUUAAAGCAUGCAUAAUAAAAGCUUCAUAAUAAACUCUACUCUGUGGAACUGUUA